Messenger RNA from Halteromyces radiatus, 426 nucleotides. RefSeq lists its product as uncharacterized. The annotation marks the transcript as partial. The transcript has 4 exons. The record is from RefSeq and is a predicted model, not a curated record. NCBI's taxonomy places the organism in Eukaryota, Fungi, Mucoromycota, Mucoromycetes, Mucorales, Cunninghamellaceae.
GAUAUUAUUGUCUAUAUAGUCUAAAUCUUUUUUAUUGAAACGAAAAGAAAAGAAAAGAUACGUGAUUGCUUUGAGAGAUACUUUAAUUCAGCCAACUUAUAAAUUCAUUUCUUAUUUUAUCUAACUGAGUUUUCAUUUCUCUUUUCCUUUCCUUUCUAUCUCAUUUCUCUCAUCUUUCUUUCCUUUUUUUAUUUUUUUAUUUUCUCUAGUUUUAGCUGGUUAUGGCUCUUCUAAUGGUUUGGAAGUGGAUGGAAUGACAAUUAUGAUGGUAGUGGUAUGGUGUCUGUCUUACUCUCUUGUUGUUCUCUCUCGUGUUUCCGUGGUCUCUUCUUCUCUUUUUCUAUCUGGUUGGUCUCUCUCUCUUUCCGUUUCCUUCAUCUGUCUCUCGUUGUCAUGGUAUUUUCUUCCAGAACCCUUUACUACGUG